AUGGGUAUUUGGAUCCCUGGGAGUGGCAGCAUCUCCCCGACCACCAAUCCUACUUCCCACCCAGCCCUCACAGUCUUCCUUCAGGGAAUCAACUUCUAUAAUAAAGGGGCCAACCGUUCCCACCAAUGGGGGAUGGUGGUUGGUUGGCAAGCUGAAUUGGAGCAGUCAGAGGAUGCCAGGAUUAGAGCAGACAGGAAAAGCGGGAGGAGAAAGGGGUUAUUCUUUGGAGAAGCCAUGUUCUAUAACCAGAUGAUGCCAAGAUAUUCCAACACCACAGAGAGCAUCGUACAAUUCAAAAACCAGGACUUUACCUCCUUGAGGAAUCACUGUUUAAGGAGAGGCAGGCUUUUUGAAGAUGCCAUGUUCCCGGCCAAUGACAGUGCCAUAGGGCAGAUACUCAUGAAUGAAAAAGCUAUUCGAAACCCUGAGUGGAGGAGACCAAAGGAAUUAUCAGGGACCAGUUCCCCUCACUUUAUUCUGGAUGGUAUCAGCAAAUUUGAUAUUCAGCAAGGAGAAGCAGGUGACUGCUGGUUUCUAGCAGCCCUAGGCUCUUUAACCCACAAACCUGAACUUCUGGCAAAGAUCAUACCAACAAACCAAAGCUUUGCACAAGGAUAUGCAGGGAUUUUCCAUUUCCAGUUUUGGCAAUGUGGACAAUGGGUGGACGUGGUGGUGGAUGACCGUCUCCCUGUGAGCUCCAUCAGUAGAAAAUACCUGUUUGUUUAUCCCCGUGGAGGGAGCAACCAAUUUUGGCCCUGUUUGCUUGAGAAAGCUUAUGCCAAACUCCAUGGCUCCUACUUCCAGUUGCAUUAUGGCAUCAUGGCUGACUCAUUGGUGGAACUGACAGGAUGGGUGGUUACAAAAGUCAAUCUUCAGGAAGUCCAUCUCAAUCUGUUCAAGAAUUUGAAAGCGGCUGAGCAAUCUGGCUCACUAAUAACAUGUGGGAUUGCAUCUUCAAACAACUUCAACCAGUCGGGACUAGUGAAUAAUCAUGCUUAUACAGUGACAGGAAGUGAAGAGGUUAUUUUGGACACUGGCCGAGAAGAACUCAUCCGAUUGUGGAACCCCUGGGGCCGUCAAGAAUGGACUGAACGUUGGAGUGAUAAUUCCCCAGAAUGGCAGAGAGUCCAAGAAUCAGAGAGGACCAGGCUUUAUAAGAAGAAAGAAGAUGGAGAGUUUUGGAUGUCCCUUCAAGAUUUCCAGAAGUUAUUUACCAGCAUGUUUAUUUGUUAUCAAUAUCCAAUGGUAAUGAACGAUAGAGAAUUGGACAAUGGAACAUGGUUCCAAAUUCCAUAUGAAGUCAAAAAGAUCCAAGGAAAUAUUGUGCAAGAUAGUAGCUCUGAUGCCCUCGGGAAUACGCUUCAGUACUUUUUCUCUGUGACAGAGCCCAUGGAAAGUAUUAACGUGGUAGUCUCCAUCAACAUCCAGCCUGACCAGAGUAGAAAGAUGAUGCUACUUUUUAAAGUAUACAAGUUCCAUGAUCUCCACAACCCAUUGAAUCCGAUGUAUUUUGAAUUCACAAGUCAUAUUCGGGGCAAGAAUGUUAUAUCCAGAUGGAAUCACACAGAAAGCUUCCACCUGGUCCCUGGCACCUAUGUGGUGGUUCUCACAGUUGACAGAGAACGGAAGUUCUUCCUUCGAAUCUUCCUGAAACAUCAAGGUGUUUACAGGAAACUCUGCAAAGGCUUCAAGUUCACGAGCUUCAAGAAGAAUCUUCCAGAACUCCAGCAUCAUGAGAUCAUUUUCAACAGAUAUGCCCAACAGGGCCCAGAUAUGGAUGCUUCACAGCUGCAAAGCCUUCUCAACAAAGAACUCCUUAAAAGUAACUCUUCUGAAUCCCUAGAAAGAAAGUUCACCUUUGAUGAGUGCCGGAGUAUUUUGGCUCUAAUGGAUGUCAAGGCUAAUGGACGUCUUGACAUACAAGAAUUUAGGCAGCUGUGGAAGAAGCUUAUUCGAUAUCAGGGCAUUUUCUGGAAAGUAGAGAAGAAUGGCUCUGGAUUCCUCAUGGGUUUUAAUCUGCAGAAAGUCAUACAAGAAUCAGAAUUAUUCCUAGAUACUUCCAUUAACAGUGAGCUACUAGACCUCAUGGCCAUUAGGUAUGGAGAUGGAGCUGGAAAAAUAUAUCUCGCAGACAUAAUCUGUUUCCUCAUCCGGAUUGAAAUCAUGUCAAGGGCUUUUCAUAACCUCUCAAAAGAUGGGAAAGGACUCUACUUGACCAAAACUGAGUGGAUCAAGUUCACUAUGUAUUGCUGA
Messenger RNA from Vombatus ursinus (common wombat), 2253 nucleotides. It is a transcript of the gene CAPN13, whose product is annotated as calpain 13. The record is from RefSeq and is a predicted model, not a curated record. Gene Ontology annotation, cellular component: cytoplasm. Gene Ontology annotation, biological process: proteolysis. NCBI's taxonomy places the organism in Eukaryota, Metazoa, Chordata, Mammalia, Diprotodontia, Vombatidae. Gene Ontology annotation, molecular function: calcium-dependent cysteine-type endopeptidase activity; calcium ion binding. The coding region runs from base 1 to 2253 and encodes 750 amino acids. The transcript is spliced from 22 exons.